ACCAUGUUGCAAGAAACUGCUCCACCCAUAACCAUAUCUAUGAGAUGAAGCACUUGAAGCUGGAAGAUUCACAGCAGCUGUUCUUCAGGACAAUGUUUCAGUCCGACGACGAAUGUCCGCCCGGACUGGAGGAAGUCUCCACAGCUAUAUUAGAAAAGUGCAACGGUUUGCCUCUAGCCAUAGUAAGCAUAGGUCGUAUGCUUGCUCAGAGGGAAAACAAGAUACCCGCAGAUUGGCAAAAGGUAUGUCGUAGGCUGGGUCCUGAACUAGAGACAAACCCCACUUUAGAGGCAAUGGGCCGGAUAUUUACCCUUAGCUACAAUGAUCUGCCCUACAAUUUGAAAGCAUGCUUCUUGUACCUGUGCGCUUUCCCCGAGGAUUAUGAGAUCAAAAGAGGGCCUCUGAUUAGGCGAUGGGCAGCCGAAGGUUUCAUCGCUGCCAUGCGUGGGCUGAGUUUGGAACAGAUUGGUCAGAAUUAUUUCGACGAGUUCAUCAGUAGAAGCCUGGUCACCCCUGGAGUGAUUUCAGACACCGGCGAGGUCAAGAGCUGCAAGAUUCAUGACAUUAUGCUGGAAGUUAUAACCUCCAAAUCAGUCCAAGAAAACUUCAUGUCGUUCCUAGGGAGUUCGGAAGACAACACUACAGCUGGCCAUGACAAGAUCCGGCGGCUCUCCAUCCAUCCCGGUGGCACCAGGGAGAAUAAAGGCUUCACCAGUCAAUACUUGACCCAUACCCGUUCUUUGACAAUUAUUGGCAGCACUCAAAAACCAGCAGCCAUCACUUUUUCAGGCUUGACUCUUUUAAGGGUUCUAGACCUCGAAGGAUGUCUAUGGUUAAGCAAUCAAGAUUUGAAGGACAUUUGCAAACUGUCUCUGCUGAGCUACCUGAGUCUUAGAAGCACAUCCAUAUCCGAAGUUCCAAAUGCAGUAGGGAAACUGAAACAAUUGGUGACAUUGGAUGUAAGGGGAACAUCUGUGGCUGAAUUUCCCAGAGGCAUCACUAAGCUCCAAAAUCUGAAGCACCUAAUGACAGGCAGUUAUCAGUACUAUACAAGGACACGAAGUGUUAAGCAUCUCUUAACUGGAGUGAAGCUACCACAUGGAUUACGGAAUAUGUGUGCCCUGCAGAGGAUUUCUACCAUAGAUAUCAACAAAAGCUUCCGUUCAAUGGAUGAGCUGGGGGGCUUGUCUCAGUUAACCAGGCUUGACGUGGUCAGCCAUGAGGAAGACGAGGAUACAAGUAGCUGGGGACCCUUUGUUGAGUCUUUGAAAAAGAUGAGCAGCUCCCUUCGAUACCUGUCAUUUCAGCGUUUGAGAUCACCACCUGUUCCACUAAAUUUUUUAGUAGACCUAACAUCCCCACCUCUCUUUCUUCAAAGCCUACACUUGUGCGGGCGACCAGGUACGCUGCCUCGGUGGUUUUCAUUGCUCAGUGACUUGGCCAGUGUGUCAAUUCGAGAGACUUGCUUCGGCGCUGAGUUGAUAAAGGUCCUAGGGAAGCUUCCCAAUCUUCUUUCAUUCAAGAUAUAUGCAUCGGGAAUAGAAUCCACAGAAACUCGACUAUGCUUUGGAAAGGAUCGAUUUCCACGGCUGAAGCAACUGGUCCUCGAUAAUCCGUCAAAUUUCUCCGAGGAGAUCAGCUUUUGCGGGGGCGCAACUAAUCUUGAGAGGCUCACAUUGUCAAUAGUGAGGGUUCCCAGCAGAGGCAUUUCAGGCAUUGAAAACCUUUUGAAACUAAAAGAGGUUGAGUUCUUCGGCUCAAUUGUUCAAUCUCUGGUGAACAAAGUAAUGGCUGUGGCCAGGGAACACAAAAAUCAUCCAAGAGUCACCUUAGAAGGUCAAUCUACGGAAGAUCAACCUACGGAAGCUCAACCCAUGGAAGAUCAAUCUACGGAAGCUCAACCCACGGAAGAUCAACUACGGCCGGAAGCUGCCUAAGCAUCUUGCUGGCAGCUGUAGGCAUGAACCCUGGAGGCUGGAGGUGCUGCAAGAACCAAUAGUUGAUGACGGGUGUGCUGGAACUUGGGGUCUACACUCUCCCUCGAGCCGAUGCGUGUACAUAUAUUAGUUUUUGUGAGUUCCUUCCGGCGCCCCGGUGGCGCCUACAUGCUCUUUUUUGU
Messenger RNA from Triticum dicoccoides, 2119 nucleotides. Its product is annotated as disease resistance protein Pik-2-like. Gene Ontology annotation, biological process: defense response to other organism. Bases 45 to 1937 code for a protein of 630 amino acids. Gene Ontology annotation, molecular function: ADP binding. NCBI's taxonomy places the organism in Eukaryota, Viridiplantae, Streptophyta, Magnoliopsida, Poales, Poaceae. The transcript has 3 exons. The record is from RefSeq and is a predicted model, not a curated record.